AUGGGUUUAAUCUCCCGUAAAGCGUGUGUGUUUGUUUUGGUGUUUGCUAUGGUAACAGAUUUCACAGUGGGAGAAACAGAGUUUGGUGAUGACAAGCACUUGUUUCCUCACCCUCGUCCAUUGCUCCACAAAGGUGGCAUCCACAAGAAGGGCGUUAAGAAAGACUUUGGCGGUUUAGGCGGCGGCGGUCUAGGUGGUGGUGGCGGCUUUGGAGCAGGAGGUGGUGGCGGUUGGAUUGGAGGCGGAAUUGGUGGCUUUGGAGGAGGAAUAGGCGGUGGAUUUGGUGGUGGUGGUGGAGCUGGAGGGGGAGGAGGAGUCGGUGGCGGUGGUGGUACCGGUGGUGGAGUUGGCGGUGGUGCUGGUGGGGGAGUUGGUGGUGGAGCCGGUGGAGCUGCACUGCCCGGCGCUGGAGCCGCACUGCCCGGCGCUGGAGCUGCACUGCCCGGUGGUGGAGCCGGUGGAGUUGCACUACCCGGUGGUGGAGUUGUUGGCGGUGCCCCCGAUGCCGGAAUCGGCGGUGGAGGUCACUGA
Molecule: messenger RNA, 531 nt
Organism: Arabis nemorensis
Lineage: Eukaryota; Viridiplantae; Streptophyta; Magnoliopsida; Brassicales; Brassicaceae
Source: the annotation of a GenBank genome assembly